Molecule: messenger RNA, 2683 nt
Organism: Xylona heveae TC161
Lineage: Eukaryota; Fungi; Ascomycota; Xylonomycetes; Xylonales; Xylonaceae
Exons: 1
Coding region: 362-2683 (773 amino acids)
Biological process (GO): tRNA methylation
Cellular component (GO): cytoplasm
Molecular function (GO): tRNA methyltransferase activity
Source: RefSeq, a predicted model, not a curated record
CUGUCCUAAUCAACUUCUAUUAAGCUUUAUUUUUGAGCGGGAGUACUCUGAAAUGAUGAGUUCCUUUCCCUAGUCAUUCUGAUCUGUUCAAAUUCUGAUUUGUGACAAUUUUGCUGGACUUUUCAUCAAUCAGUUGCUGCCUUUUGCUUGCAAUUUAGUCGACGGCUUUGUAUUAUUAUUUCCUGUAUCAUUCUCUUUCUUUGCAAAUUUCUUGGUUAUAUACCAGCAUUUUGAUACCCUUUCAGCACAUCAGCACGCUACAUAGUGCGCAAAGACAUCAAGUCCAUUUGGCCUGUGUCAUAACGUUUUAACUUCUCAACUUUCCUGCUCUUCCCCUCUGUUCCUUGUUCGCCCUACAAACAUGAACGUUUCUAUAGCGGUACCAAAAAAUCUUGUCAAGGAGAUCAAGGAUUUGUUAAAGCAGCACGGUCAAUUAGACCGCCGGCGGAAAAUUCAAGAAUGGGAUGGAAAAGGGCGUGUGUUCUCCCUUGAUGGGAGAAAGAUGAUGCAGGACCAGGAUACAUCUACGAGCAGCUCAGGGAAUGAUAGCACACCGCGACUCAUCAUUCCAACGACCAUCAUAAUGCCGUUGCCAGAGAUUGAUACGGAAAGCCAAAUUCAGGCUCAGUCUUGUCCCAGAGAUCCCAAGAACACCAAUCCUGAUGCGCAGACUUUUAUUGGGGAAUAUCUUCAAAACCAUCUGUUUACUGCACCUGGGCCGCUCGCCGCACUCUCAUCACAGUCUGCCCGAGCAUCAAUAUACGUUCUUCUCUCCCUUUCCGAAUCAGGCACACCAUGCUCUUCCGCUGCAGCCGCCUCAUCCCAAUCUUCGUCGACAAAUAUCCUCAUCGCUAUCGUCGAGUCAUGGCUACAACAGCUGCCCAAAGCUCUUCUCAAUUCGAUCAAUGUAACACUCGAGCAGCUACGGCCAGGAAUCCCCAAAACAUAUACGAUUUAUCACCCCAUGUUACUUCUUCCGGCGCACGCAUUUCGGGGUGAAGCCUGGGAAAAACUGUUGCGGGCAUUGACCAGCGCAGACAUUGAAUCGAGGAUCUCUAAGACUGAUGAUGACUCUCCCAUCGAGAGCAAAAACGCGCCUAAAGAAAACACAAAUCUAUUGCAUGCUCUCUACCAUGACAUCGCUACCGCAUUGGGCGUCACACAUAUUGCUACCAACGGGGCGAUUCCGCUUCUUAGCAACCAGGACAACACGGUGGCCGCUAAAACAUCUCAUCACACGCAUUCAUUACCUGCAAAGAGAUGCACAAGCGAUCAAUCAUUUAGAUCAUCCCAUGAGGAUCAAUCGGCGCCACGAGAGAGGGACAAUGAACACUACUACCACGCUCCAGACUCAGGCACAAAUAUUCUCCGCAGUCCGACCGCUUUGCAGCCUUUAUAUGGAGAUUUCGGCCCGGUCAUUCCAACGCCUUCAGCAGCAGAAAAAGAGUCUCCAGGAAACCACAACCGCAUCACGCGCGCUGAAUUGGAUACUGCCUUUUGGGUAUCGACGCGCCAACACGGCAUCUACCAGACUUGGGCACCGCGAUAUACCAUGUUUUCGCGGGGCAAUAUUCGCGAAAAGGCGCGGCUGAGAAGCGUGCUCGCGGAGUUGGAAAGGGGAGUCACAAUUAGUGUUGCAGAGCGAGGAUUAUGUGCUGUCUCCGUCACAUCUCAUAAUGCAAGUAUUCCUGAUAAUUCAAUAUCAAGAAUCACGAUACCCUCAAUCCCACCAUCCUCCUGCACAGCAGUUGAUCUCUACGCUGGAAUUGGAUACUUUACAUUCUCAUACGCUGCGGCCGGCGUGAGUAAAGUCCUCUGCUGGGAAUUAAACCCUUGGAGCGUAGAAGGCUUAAAGCGCGGCAGUAAGGAGAAUGGGUGGAAUGCGGAGGUGUUUGAUCCGAACUACUCCAACAUCAACGAUGACGAUGCUGCCGAAAAGGCUUUUACGUCGUCAUUGUCGCCAACGGAACUCUCGAACAAGAUCGCGCAGUCUAGGAUAUCCGUGUUCCGCGAAGAUAACGCCCUUGCUGGACCUAAGAUUGACACUUUCAAGCGGAACCUUCGUGCUGCUCAUAGCAGCAAUAGUACCAGCGCCACAUCUACAGAUAAGCCGGGUUCAAGUCAUCACACACAACAUAUUGAUCGCCUCCCGCCAAUUCGACAUGUUAAUCUCGGCCUCCUCCCUUCGUCACGAGAUAGUUGGGAGACUGCCGUGCGGAUAUUAGAUCUUGAUUCUCAGGGUUCUGACUGUCUGUCAUUCAACGCUGCCUCUCCAAAUGAUGACGAACAUGGUGUCAGGGUAGAAUAUGAAACUCUAGCUGACUGUGCAACUGAUAAAUGCUCUGACGAAAGAAUCACCAAGAGAGGAUACACUCAAGGACUAGGCGGGUUCCUUCACGUUCACGAAAAUAUCGCCACACAUGAUAUUGCUCGUAUCACGGACGAAAUCGUUCGCGAAAUCGGCCGUAUCGUCGCGACUGUUGACGCCGAAGAAGCUGGGGCUGCUCCUAGACCUGACGCGCAGCCUCAAGCUGGGCCUGCGCCACUGGAAUUGGGGGCUGUCGGCGGCACGAACACGAGGGAGAGAGCCAUAGUAUGCACGCACGUUGAGCGCGUCAAGACGUAUGCGCCUGGUGUCAUGCAUUGCGUUUUGGAUGUGUAUAUUUCUCCGCUUCUUAGGUAG